Molecule: messenger RNA, 3571 nt
Organism: Leguminivora glycinivorella
Lineage: Eukaryota; Metazoa; Arthropoda; Insecta; Lepidoptera; Tortricidae
Product: probable ATP-dependent RNA helicase DHX34
Exons: 21
Coding region: 111-3554 (1147 amino acids)
Biological process (GO): nuclear-transcribed mRNA catabolic process, nonsense-mediated decay
Cellular component (GO): intracellular anatomical structure
Molecular function (GO): RNA binding; ATP binding
Source: RefSeq, a predicted model, not a curated record
AAGCCGAAAAUGUUUUCAUUUCAUUUUCUAUAUAAAUAUUGAUAUUUAACUAAAAAAUAAACCGGGCACGGGAAAUCCACCUGUGUUUGAUUUAUGACCAAGACUGUAUUAUGCCUCGUGAUGCAAGUCCGCACAGGUAUUCUUCAAAGAGACGAAGAUCUCAUUCACGAGAGUAUCGUGAUUAUAAACAGCGCAAAACAUCUCCAGCCCCCAGCACUUCACAACCAGAUACCGAAUUUAGUUUCGAAAACCAUAAACGCACUUUGAAUAAGAUAAUUCUAUACAGCAGUGAAAGCAAUACUGUUGCGAAUAGUUUGGACGACUUUUGGGUGUUCGUUAAAAAAUACGAAGCAACGUUGAAGAAGGCUGGUAAACCAAUCCUCGAAUAUCAAGCUGAAGAUAAAAUAACUUAUUCUAAAUUCAACUGCAUUAACUUUAACACAAAAUUAAAAUAUGUUGAUGUUGCUCAUGAUGCGAAAGAAAGAAGAAAAUUGGAUAAGAAAACAUUUGAAGCGUUUUUGAAUGUUGUGUCAAUUUAUUUGGACUUUAAGAAUAAGGAGAAAUUCGAGAAGCUCAGGAAAUUAAGGCAGGCUCAGAGGGAUUUGCCUGUAGCUAAAUACAGACAAGAAAUAGUAUCAGCAGUACAGAAUGAGCGGGUUGUCAUAGUUGCCGGAGACACUGGCUGCGGGAAGUCCACACAGGUGCCACAGUAUCUACAUGAUGCUGGAUUUCAAAAUAUAGCUUGCACACAACCAAGGAGAAUAGCCUGCAUAUCUCUAUCAAAACGAGUAGCAUAUGAAACUCUCAGCCAAUUUCAAAGUAAAGUUGGUUACCAAAUCAGAUUUGAGAAAAGCAAAACUGCAGACACGAAGAUAUGUUUCAUCACUGAAGGAUUACUGCUAAGACAAGUAUAUGUCUCUGAAACCCUGCCCAGCUACGACGUUAUAAUCCUAGACGAGAUCCAUGAAAGGCACUUGAUGGGUGACUUUCUUCUGGGUGUACUAAAGUGUUUAAUACACAGUCGGACUGAUAUCAAACUUGUGCUUAUGUCCGCUACUAUCAAUAUUAAGCUUUUUGAGGAUUAUUUCUCGGCUGAAUCAGCUGUGGUUAUACAGGUACCAGGCAGAUUAUUUCCAAUAGAACUGCAGUACAAGCCAAUAUUUAUUGAAGAUAAACCUACUAGAGACGACAGGCUCGACCCCCAGCCUUACGUUCAGAUAAUGCAGUUGAUUGACAACAAGUAUCCUAGUGACGAAAGAGGUGACCUAUUGAUAUUCAUGUCUGGCGUACAAGAAAUAACAGCGAUUUGCGACGCGGCGCAACAGUAUACCGAGAAAACGAAGAAAUGGAUAGUACUUCCUUUGCAUAGCGGCUUGUCUAUUGCUGAACAAGACAAGGUGUUUGAUUACCCACCAGAGGGGGUCCGAAAGUGUAUCGUGUCUACGAACAUUGCGGAAACAUCUGUCACCAUCGAUGGGAUUAGAUUUGUCGUGGACUCCGGAAAGGUUAAAGAAAUGAGCUACGAUUCAACUACAAAAAUGCAGCGGUUAAAAGAGUUCUGGAUAUCUCAAGCGAGCGCGGACCAGAGGAAGGGAAGAGCUGGAAGAACGGGUCCCGGUGUGUGCUACCGCGUAUACUCUGAGAAACAAUACAACGAGAUGGAUCCAUUCAGUACCCCUGAAGUCUCACGCGUACCACUGGCUUCACUACUUCUUCUUAUGAGCUCGCUUGGUGUGAGUGAUGUGAGGAGGUUCCCAUUCGUUGACACCCCUCCUGAACAAGCUAUAGAGAAUGCUUUGCUAGAAUUAAAGCAACAUGGCGCCCUAACCUCAAAUGAGAAGCUAACAUCCCUCGGCCGGGCGCUAGCCAACUUACCCGUAGAGGUGUCCUUAGCCAAAGCCCUAGUGAUAGGCAGCGCAACAUUGCCUCCACAUAAGCGAGAUUCGGCGCUCGCUUUAGCAGCUGCUUUGGGCAUACGGUCGAUCUUUACUACAAGAGCGCAUAGAGAUUUUGAAUGCGAGAACGCGAGGAAACCGGACGAAUCUGAUCACGGCGACCCCUUAACUCUUCUGUCACUUUACUGUGCGUGGCUUGGUGAAAAGGCUCGCGGUGGCGGCCGCGCCUGGUGCCGCCGCCGAGGCGUGGAGGAGCAGCGGCUAUACGAGUUGACUAAACUCGCUGCGCAACUUAGAAGCCUCUUGCAGGACAACAAUUUAAUGGAGACUCCAGAACCCGAAUCAAUGACUUCAGCUGAAAGGUCGUUACGACACGGACAAAUGAAGCAGUUGAAAAAUAUGAGAAGGCAAUACAAACAAAAGACCGCUGAAGAGCAGAAACGCAAAAAACGCCUAAAAGUCGAUUCCUGGGAGAUAGUCGACGAAAACGCCGAUGAAGACAAUUCACUAGAUAUUAGAGAUAUAGAAUUCCGAAUGACUAACGACGCGCAGCGGAUACAUUCGCUCAUAAGCGGAGCGAGCGCGAGUAGCGGGCGAGACCUAAUCACACUGAAGGUGGUAUUAUGCCGAGCACUGUACCCACAAAUAGCAGUAGCAGAUGAGUUCAAUCACUGCAAGUCAGUAUCCGAGCAACUGUACCACACUUGGAGCAAGCCCUUCGUGUUUCUACACCCGACGUCAUUCUUCGGGAAACAGCCGAGGGUGCUUCAGCUAAGUGAAGCAGAUAUCCAGACGGAGUUGCCAGCUAGCUUCAAGAGCAAGCUGCCUGUGUCGUCAAAACAUCAGAUACUUUGCUACUUGUCGCUGUUAGAAACUACGAAGCCGUACAUAGUGAACUCUAUGAGAAUGCCCGCCGCUCAAACUCUGCUGCUAUUGGCUCAUUCCAUCGACACCAAUAUAGGGUUUAGUAGAAUCGUGUGUGACUCGUGGCUGUUACUGGAGUUCCCAUAUCCAGAGACUGGUCUGAACCUUCUAAUGAAAGCUUCGAAACUACGGCAGCGGUGGGACGCUCUGAUCAACGGGCGAUUGGCGGAUGCAAAUCCAGAAAAAUCUGUAGAAUCAGAAUUGAAGAAGCAACCAAAACUGAACUACGAGCAACUACAACACGAGUUGUCCUGCGAUCUCAGUUCCUACAUGUCCAGCGAAGUUUACUACACUAUAAAGAGGUUACUUCCAGGUGAUCUGAAGGUAUUGUACUAUGGACCUGACGAGGCUCACCCGAAUAUCGAGCCUAACCCGUUCGAAGAAGGUUACGAAUGUCAUGCGCAUGAAAAAAAGGGAGGUGUUUGUGUUACAGAUCACAUCGUUUACAAUUGCGUGGUGGAUAAUGACUGGAGUUACACCAGCUACCAAGAAGCCUACAACAUCCCCUGGUCCUGUCCAAACUGCGGUAUAUCCGUCUGUCUAUCCCCCCUAGAAAAGCUCCAACACACACACUUCACCUGCUCACUCAAGGCUGAGGUCAAAACCGAAGUCCCGGCGACCUCUAUGGAAAAUAAACCUAAUGGUCGAGAAUAUCAGUGCGAGAGUUGCGGGGAGACGCUUUAUUUGACACCGGUGGAGAUAUUGAGACAUAAGAAGAGUUGUAAGAAGAAAUAAAGAUGUAAAUAGCCAAA